Messenger RNA from Cornus florida, 5343 nucleotides. Its product is annotated as mediator of RNA polymerase II transcription subunit 15a-like. Lineage: Eukaryota; Viridiplantae; Streptophyta; Magnoliopsida; Cornales; Cornaceae. Bases 791 to 4927 code for a protein of 1378 amino acids. Gene Ontology annotation, biological process: regulation of DNA-templated transcription. Gene Ontology annotation, molecular function: transcription coactivator activity; chromatin DNA binding. The record is from RefSeq and is a predicted model, not a curated record. The transcript has 11 exons.
GAUCUACAACAACGUCCUCCGUUAGUUUCCAUUUUCCGAAUUUUUUUGAGCUUCACUCUCCUCUAUACCUAUAUACAUAGACACAUAUAUAUAUAUAUACACAAGAGGAUGAAAUUUAAGAUAUUAUGUGCUCGAUUGUCUCAUCCUCUUGUAUUUUGCAGAAAUUUGUUUCUGGGCUCAAUUCAAUCUCUAAGUGAAAUUUUCUAAUUCGAUAUCCAAGGUUGUAUUUUUGAAUCAAAUGAAUUGUUUUUCUGAAUUAAAUUUCCGCAUCACAGGUGCUUCUUCUUCGUUUUUCUUCUUCCCCUUGUGGUGAAGCUCCUUCGGUUUGAUUUGUUUCCCGGUUCAGUCAAACCGGUCUAACCCUGUGCGGUUCAACCAGAGUUGGUCCAACAGAUGCACGGUUGGCCAUCGCGAGAGCCUAAUCUGUACUUGCUUUAUAACUACGCUUUUGUUAAUUUUGUGUGUACAUACUUUUCAAAGUAUUGACGGGAAUAAAUAAAUAAACAUUAACAUAUUCUUUGUGUGGGUUAGUGGUUUUGUCUCAAUCUGAUAAAUUUGUAGAAGAAAAGACUGAAAAAACUUCUCUACCAUACAGUCUUCUCUUAAUCGGGUCGUUGUUGGCGAUUUAGCACCUGUGUUUUCUAUUUCUGUUGUUAACUGGUUCGUCUUCAAGUUAUACAUAUAUAUAUAUAUAUGAGAUUAAUAUUGAAAGAAUAGUUAAUUUUGUUAGUAUUUGAGCUGAAUUUGAAGGGAAAUUGUGAUUAUUUGGUUGUUAUUAGAUCAGGUGGUUAUGGAUACCAAUAACUGGAGGCCUGCACAAGGUGGUGAACCACCGCUGGAUGCAGGCGAUUGGAGGACUCAGCUACAAGCAGAUUCGCGACAAAGGAUUGUCAACAAGAUAAUGGAGACUUUGAAGAGGCAUCUUCCCUUUUCUGGACAAGAGGGACUACAAGAACUUAAGAAAAUUGCUGUUAGGUUUGAGGAAAAGAUCUAUACUGCUGCAACAAGUCAGUCUGAUUAUUUGAGAAAAAUAUCUCUGAAAAUGCUGACGAUGGAGAACAAAUCGCAAAAUACUAUGGCUACUCCUCUUACGUCCAACCCUUCCACUAAUAGCAAAAAUCCUCCAGAUCCAGCAUCUCACAGCAUGCAGUCCCAAGUUAACAACCAAGGGCAACCACUUCCUAUUCCAAUGGCGUCCAAUCAGGCUCAAGUACGCCAACAGCUAUUAUCCCAGAAUAAUAUGGCAGCAACUGGAGUACAAGGUUCCGCAAGUUUGACACCUGCACUACCUCCUGUUACCAGUCUAAAUCAAACCACCAUGUCAAAUGCUGUUGGUCAGAAUUCCAACUUGCAGAACAUUCAAAAUAUCUCUGGGGUUUCACAGAACUCAGUAGGAAAUUCAAUGGGGCAAGGGGUUCCUUCUAAUAUUUAUGCCAAUUCUCAGAGGCAAAUGCAAGGAAGGCAGCAAGUUGUUCCCCACCAGCAACAGCAGCAGUCUCAGAAUCCACAACAUUAUCUUUACCAGCAACAGUUGCAGCAGCAGCUUUUGAAGCCGAAAUUCCCACAGGGGAAUAGCACACAUUCACUCAUGCAAUCUCACAUACAGCAGCAGCAGCAGCAACAACAACAAAACCUAUUACAAUCAACUCAGUUGCAGUCUUCUCAACAAUCUGUUAUGCAGCAUUCUGUCAUGCAAUCAGCUCCACUAUCUAACCUUCAACAGAAUCAGCAGACUUCUGUUCAACAGUCAACACAACCUGUGCUUCAGCAACAUCCACAAGCAAAUUUCAGGCAACAACAACAACCACAACAGGGUCCCAUUAUUCAUCAACAGCAAACGGCGGUGCAGCAGCAGCAGUCAAUGUUGCCAACACAACAGCAGCAGCAGCUAAUGGGUCAGCAGCCAAAUGCUACAAACAUGCAACAGAACCAGCUACUUGGUCAACAAAACAGCAUUCCUGACAUGCAGCAGCAACAACAGCAGCAGCAUCAGCAGCAGCAGCAGCAGCAGCGUUUUCUGGGUCAGCAGAAUAAUCUUUCGAACCUGCAGCGGCAACAACAGUUAAUGAAUCAGCAAAACAACCUCUCAAACAUGCAUCAACAGCAGUUGGGCCCUCAAAGUAAUGUUGCUUCACUACAGCAGCAGCAGCAGCAGCAACAAUUACUAGGCACUCAGUCGGGUAACUCUAGCAUGCAGACUAAUCAGCACUCAGUGCAUAUGAUGCAACAAUCUAAGGUUCCAGUGCAGCAACAAACCCAGCAAAAUUUGACUACACUGUUGCCAAACCAGGGUCAACAAUCACAAGCACGGCCACUGCAGCAGCAAUUGAUAUCACAGAUUCAAUCACAGUCUGGACAAAUUCAACAGCAAUUAGGUUUGCAACAGCAGCCAACUCCAUUACAGCAAGAUAUGCAGCAGAGGCUACAAACAUCAGGUCCCUUGCUUCAGACGCACAAUGUGGUUGAUCAGCAGAAGCAGCUAUUUCAAUCACAAAGAGCCAUGCCAGAGACGCCCACAACUUCUUUGGAUUCCACAGCUCAGACAGGAAAUGCUAACACUGGCGAUUGGCAGGAGGAGGUCUAUCAAAAGAUUAAAGCCAUGAAAGAGACGUACUUACCAGAACUGAGUGAAAUGUACCAGAAAAUUGCUGGAAAAUUGCAGCUGCAUGAUUCCCAUCCUCAGCAGCCAAAGAAUGAUCAACUUGACAAGCUCAAAAUUUUCAAGACUAUGUUGGAGAAAAUUAUAACAUUCUUACAAGUUCCAAAAAGCAAUAUUGUACCUGGUUACAAGGACAAGUUGGGUUCUUAUGAGAAACAAAUUAUCAAUUUUCUUAAUUCAAAUAGGCCCCGGAGGCCUGGUUCUGCACUUCAGCAAGGGCAGCAGCAACUUCCCCCACCUCAUAUGCAUUCCAUGCAGCAAACACAGCAGCCACAAUCUCAAAUUACUCAAGUGCAGCCACAUGAAAACCAAAUGAACCCCCAGAUGCAAUCAAUGAACUUACAGGGUUCUGUUGCAACAAUGCAACAAAACAACGUGGCGAAUUUGCAGCAUAAUUCGUUGUCUUAUUUAUCUGGGGUAUCAAGUGCAUCGCAGAGCAUGAUAAAUCCACUGCAGACUAUUUCCAGUAUAGAGUCAGGUCAAGGAAAUGCACUGAAUUCAUUACAGCAGGUUGCUGUGGGAUCUUUACAACAAAAUCCUGUGAGCGCUCCCCAGCAGGGAAAUGUUAACUCCUUAUCAUCACAGGGUGGGAUGACUGCGCUACAGCCGAACCUUACUCCUCUUCAAUCAAAUUCCAAUAUGCUUCAACAUCAACAUCUAAAACAACAGCAUGAACAGCAGACGCUACAGAGCCAACAAUUGAAACAGCAGUAUCAACAGCGCCAGAUGCAGCAACAAUUGAUGCAAAAACAACAGUUAAUGCAACAGAAGCAGCACCAACAGCAGCAGCACCAACAGCAGCAGCAAUUGCAUCAGCAAACUAAGCAUCAGCAACCUGCACAGAUGCAGGCACAAGAAAUGCCACAGCUUCAUCAGAUGAAUGAUGUAAAUGACUUAAAGAUGAGACAGCAGAUGGGUCCUAAAUCGGAAAUGCUUCAGCAACAUCACUCAGCAAGCCAGCGGUCAGCUUAUCACCAUCAACAGUUGAAGUCAGCUCCAUUCCCUAUUUCUUCCCCACAACUUCUACAGGCUGCAUCUCCUCAAAUUCCUCAGCAUCCUUCGCCGCAAAUUGACCAGCAAAAUCUUCUGUCAUCUCUUACAAAAGCUGGAACCCCUUUGCAAUCUGCAAAUUCACCCUUUGUUGUUCCAUCUCCUUCAACUCCCCUGGCUCCAUCCCCCAUGCCAGGGGAGUCUGAAAAAGUUAAUCCUGGCAUUUCAUCACUCUCCAAUGCUGUGAGUAAUGCACAUCAACAAACAACUGGUGCACUAGUGCCACCCCAAUCCCUUGCCAUUGGCACUCCUGGUAUAUCAGCCUCACCUUUGCUUGCAGAGUUCUCUAGUCCGGAUGGCAAUCAUGGUAAUGCCUCAGCUGUUGUUUCUGGCAAGUCAAGUGUUUCAGAACAGCCUCUUGAACGCUUAAUAAAAGUGGUAAAGUCAAUGUCACCAAGAGCAUUGAGUGCCUCAGUUAGUGACAUUGGCUCAGUUAUCAGUAUGAUUGACAGGAUAGCAGGAUCAGCUCCAGGUAAUGGAUCUAGAGCUGCAGUUGGUGAAGAUUUGGUUGCCAUGACAAAGUGUCGUCUACAGGCAAGAAAUUUCAUUACACAAGAUGUAACUACCGGAACAAGGAAAAUGAGGCGCCACACAAGUGCUAUGCCCUUAAAUGUUGUGUCAUCUGCUGGAAGCAUAAAUGAUAGUUUAAAACGGUUGGCUGGUUCAGAAGUGUCUGACUUAGAGUCGACUGCAACAUCUAGUGUCAAGAGGCCUAAAAUUGAGGCUAACCAUGCCCUUUUGGAAGAAAUAAGGGAGAUUAAUCAGCAACUUAUAGAUACAGUGGUAGAUAUCAGUGAUGAAGAUGUUGAUCUAACUGCAGCAGCAGCUGCUACUGAAGGUGGUGAAGGAACCAUUGUUAAGUGCUCUUUCAGUGCCGUGGCUCUCGGUCCAAACUUGAAGUCACAGUAUGCUUCUCCACAAAUGUCUCCAAUUCAGCCCUUACGAUUGCUUGUUCCCACAAAUUAUCCUAAUUGCUCCCCAAUACUUCUCGACAAGUUCCUGAUCGAAACUAGGGAGUACGAAGAUCUCUCGCUGAAGGCAAAGUCAAAGUUUAGCAUAUCCCUCCGAGGCCUUUCACAACCCAUGUCACUCGGGGACAUAGCAAAGACUUGGGAUGUUUGUGCACGCACAGUUAUUUCAGAAUUCGCGCAGCAGAGAGGUGGAGGGUGCUUCAGUUCAAAAUAUGGGACUUGGGAGGACUGCUUGAGCGCCGCGUGAUCAUUUUGGCUUUUACACAAACCUCCGAAAGGGUUAAUUUUUUGUUAGUCUUGAUGCUGAAUUCGUCAGUCACUGCCACUGCCACUGCCACUGCCACUGCCACUGCCACUGCCGUCAGCAGCCAAUAUGAUAGAACCAUGCAAUUUGUGGAAUUACUCAUGGAAGACAUUCUUUAACUCUUGUACAUGGCACUCUAUCUAUUACUGCUCAUUUGUAAGGCAUUUUGGUGGUACUCCUAAAACCAUAUGGUUUAGUUCAUCAAUCCGUGGGUGUACUCGUGUAUCACUUUAGGUUCUCUCAACUGGAAUGCUCUGGGUGUAUGUAUUAUGCAUGGUAGGAAAGUAUAUAAGCUGUUUGUAACAUGCCACACUAUGGAUAUAUGCUAGGUCUGCUUAUCAUUUAGUGUUCUUUUGAAA